Cephus cinctus (wheat stem sawfly) is the source of this 3887-nucleotide messenger RNA. Its product is annotated as extracellular serine/threonine protein CG31145. Gene Ontology annotation, biological process: protein phosphorylation. NCBI's taxonomy places the organism in Eukaryota, Metazoa, Arthropoda, Insecta, Hymenoptera, Cephidae. Gene Ontology annotation, molecular function: protein serine/threonine kinase activity. The record is from RefSeq and is a predicted model, not a curated record. Gene Ontology annotation, cellular component: Golgi apparatus. The transcript has 7 exons. Bases 1146 to 2687 code for a protein of 513 amino acids.
AUCUGCUGAAGAAGAUCAGCAAAGGACCAGGUGGUACGGUCACUACCGACAAGGACGUUGACGUUAGUUUUAAUGAAAAAUCCAUAGGCGCUGCAAAGGGUACAUCGAGCCACGUAGCUGGACUUUCGCCCAGGGUGACCAAACGUCUUCAGCAGGAAGAGGAAGCUUGUCCAAGUUCUCAAAGUGUCUCCGUCGAGGACAUCGACGAGCUGAUACGUUCGGAGGAUAACUCUCGUCUGAUACAGGAGCGUGCUAGUUUACGCAGAAGGUUAGAGAAGUUCAGCAGGUUGGGAUUGAUCGCCGAUCAGAUUUCAGCAGGAAGUGGCGAUUCGAGAUACGAAGACAGUCCUCGGCUCCAAGGGGAGGGUCCUUGGAUAUUCGAUCGUCCGAGGAAUAUCAGAAAGCUCAAGUUUUCGCCACCGCCCGAGGAUCACGCGGUGCAAAGUUCACAGUCUCUCAUAAGACUUCACGAUAACCCCGGGUCAUUCGAUAGCGUUAGCGGGAACGUGCGGAACGACUUUUCGACGUCGCAGGACGGCAGCAGCCGCAGCGAUUACAACGACAGAAACGCGGACGACGGCGACGAGGAUGACGAUGACGAGUCAGCCGGUCGGCACUUGGUAAAAUGCAGACUUGCAAAUUUUGCAAAUUCCCCGGGACGACGUGGCGGGGAAUCGCGCUAUCAGAUCCCGCAGUCAGUUUCUUCGGUAGCGUCGACUAAGACCGACGGUACGUUCGUUCGGAACAUCAGGAGGAAGUACAGCCAGUCCGAGGACCCGGAGGAUACCGGAAGUCGCGGAAACAGCCCCGAACGUUUAAUCGAUAUCUUUCGUGCACGGAAGGAGCGAAGUGCGUCGAAUGACACUAUUGACAUCAGCUGCUUCGAUAACACUUUUAUAGCGGAUCCCGAUGGUUCUGGCAAAGUGUUAACCACAGUGAAGAAUACAGAAGACAGCAAAGAAAAUUUAAAUUCAAUUUUGAAAAGUGACCAUUAUUUUUUUAAUUCCACAGACAGUACUAACUUGCCCUUGCAAGGUGCAGCUUAUUCGACGGAUAUCGUGGACGGUGAUAGAUCCGGAAGCAAGCUCAAGGAGAAGGCUCUUGGUAAAAAUAUAAAUUUUCCAAAAAUUGAAAAUAAAGAUAAAAUGAAAAUACCUAUCAGAAUGUUUCGCGUACGCGAAAAAUUGAUCUUCGGCCUGAGUGCCUUUGCCAUCCUGUUCACGUUGCUCCUGGUGGUCGAUCUUCAAAUGGAUCUGGGGUACAGUGGUCAUCACUUGGUACCGAGUCAUGGCCGGGUGAAGAUCGGCGAAGAUCCUAAUCAGGAUACCGUCUAUAAUAACUUCAGACGGAAGUUUCUUCAGCGUGUCAACGGUAGCCGCGAGCAAUCGAGCGGCGACGCGUCCGGCGUGACGCAACCAGACAAUUCUGCGACUCUGAAGAAAAUUGUACACACCGAGAAACCGGAAGUCCACGAUGACUUUUCCGAUCUGGAGGACAUUGUGGUGAACGGUGUUGGCGUGUCUGUCGAGGACGGCGUCGUGAGGAUCAGUGGUGAGGAUCAUACGGACAAUCCGACACUGGCCGAACUAAACCGAAUAAACCCGAAAAACAACAGCACCGUCCUCGAGAGAUUUCACUUGGAGAUAUCGAGAACCGAGCUCUAUUCGAAGGAUUCGAUCUACGUCGAUAAAGUCCUUCAGGAAAUGGCGACCAAGCCCAUAGUUCACGUCGUUCAAAAGGAAGGGGGCACUCAGCUGAAGCUCGUGAUCGACUACGCGAACAACAUGGAGGCUUUAUUCAAGCCGAUGAGAUUCCCACGGGAGCAGCAGACGUUGCCGAAUCAUUUUUACUUUACGGAUUUCGAACGUCACACGUCCGAGAUCGCAUCCUUUCAUCUUGACAGACUCCUUGGGUUUCGAAGGACCAUGCCGGUGACAGGACGUCUCCUGAAUGUGACAACGGAAAUCUAUGAGGUCGCGGACAGCGAACUACUCAAGACGUUCUUCGUCAGUCCCGUGGGUAACCUUUGCUUUCAUGGGAAGUGCAGCUACUACUGCGACACUGCUCAUGCGAUAUGUGGAAAUCCGGAUAGUCUUGAGGGUAGCUUUGCAGCGUUCUUACCAAGUCGUGAAUUGGCUGCGAGAAAAGUAUGGCGACACCCUUGGCGCAGGAGUUAUCACAAACGUAGGAAGGCACAGUGGGAGCAGGAUUCCGAUUACUGUUCCCUGGUCAGGGCCAUUCCUCCUUACGACGAGGGUCGUAGGCUACUGGACUUGAUGGACAUGGCCGUUUUUGAUUUUCUUAUUGGCAACAUGGACAGACAUCAUUACGAGACGUUUAAGAUAUUUGGCAAUGAUACCUUUACGCUUCAUUUGGAUCAAGGUAGAGGCUUUGGAAGACCUUUUCACGACGAGACCUCCAUUUUGGCCCCACUCUUACAGUGCUGUACGAUAAGACAGAGCACACUGGCCACUCUGCUGAAAUUCCAUAAUGGUCCAGUGCGUCUCAGUGCUGCAAUGAGGGCGAGCAUGAGCAACGAUCCCGUUUAUCCCAUUUUGUGGGAACCACAUUUAAAAGCUCUGGACAGAAGAGUCGGCCUGGUUCUGGAAGCUGUUCGUGAUUGCGUCAACAGGAGCUUGCAGGCCGAUCAGGUUAUACAGGAGCGAAACGAAAGCGGAAAUUCUUAGCCUGAAUAUUAUUUUUGAAACGUCAUUCGAAUUUGCGGAUCGAUUACGUUGGUUUAUAUUAUUAGUAUAAUGAUAUUACGGUGCGACAAGUAGCCAGGUUAUCAGCUGGAGAUAAAGGGGACGAUCGAUAAUUGGACAAUUGGCUGAAUAGGAAAACAGUUAGACAAAUAGACAUUUAGAGGGAUUGAUCGUUCGGCUACGUAAACUAUGUAAAUUAUGUAAAGAUCUACGAGCCGCUGGCACGAUAUACAUAUGCUGUAUGUACAUAUACAUAGAGAUUGCGAUACAAAUGGUACGAGAGAGAGAGAGAGAGAGAGAGAGAGAGAGAGAGAGAGAGAGAAAAUGGGAGUGUGAUAGACAGAGAGAGAAUGAUUGUACGAUACCGUAUCGCCAAUAAGGGGAAGUUUAUAUUUCAAAUCCCAUGAAACGAGCUUCUUGUAAAACGACGGGACGAAUUUCCAGGCAUCCAUGGCUGCCAUCUUUUUUUUUCUUUCUUUUUUUUUGUACAUUUAGUUAACGCUAAUAAACGACUGUUUUUAAUCAAAAAUUGGGAAUGCGUGCAAUGUCGAGGAAUAAUCGUGUACAUAAGAAGUGUGUAUAAAGCUACAAAACAGUUAUUAAAGUUUAAGAAAACAAAAAAGAAACAAAAGGAAAAAUAUAUAUAUAUACAUAAACGCAAUCCGACACGGGGAAAUAUUUCGUACUGAUUGUACCCAUCAGCAAUUUUUAUAUGAUUACAGAUAAAAUUUCCUCCUGUCAGAUUGCUUAACAAUCCGACGCAAUUCUUAAAACUUGAUCUGUACAAAAACUGAACGUUCACCCCGGCAGACUUUUAGCACAAGGUCGGAAGGGAUGCUUCUAUCGUGUAAAAUAUUUUUCAAUUAGAGACCUGGCGAAUGUCGACGUAUUGCGAACCGGAAGAGGAGUUUCACGAUAUACGUGACCGGAAGUUGCAAACUCUAUCUGUAAAUUUUAAGUGCCACGACGUCGUCAUCGACGAUCGUUAGCGACACCUUUUCUUUAAUGGUUUUUGCCGUUGUGAUUUUAACGCGUAAACGACCAUCUUCUCUUCUUAUUGACUUUCUUUCCCAAUAAGUUUCUACGCGACGCAACCAAGAAUAACAAGAGCACUAUUAUUUUUGGACUGGCUGUAAAUAAAGUAAUAAAUACAUAAGGUUCUUAUACGAACAAGAAAGACAA